Messenger RNA from Staurois parvus, 490 nucleotides. Lineage: Eukaryota; Metazoa; Chordata; Amphibia; Anura; Ranidae. The record is from the annotation of a GenBank genome assembly.
CCUGGGGAGACCAGAUAUAGGGAAUGCAGGGUCCUGGAGAGACCGGAUAUAGUGAAUGCAGGGUCCUGGGAGACCGGAUAUAGUGAAUGCAGGGUCUGGGAGACCAGAUAUAGUGAGAGAUCCGGGGAGGAUAUAGUGAAUGCAGGGGGGGGGAGACCCUGGGAGAUCGGAUAUAGUGAAUUCUGGGUCCUGCAGAUAUAGUGAAUGGGGUUCCUGGGAGACUGGGAGAUCAGAUAUAGUGAAGUGAAUGCAGGGUCCUGGAGAGACCGGAUAUAGUGAAUGCGGGGUCCUGGGAGAUCAGAUAUAGUGAAUGCGGGGUUCUGGGAGUCAAGAUAUAGUGAAUGCAGGGUCCAGUGGGAGGAGAUAUAGUGUGCCCCAUCGUUGGUGCAGGGUGCGGAGAGGAUAUAGUGCCCCAGCAUUGGUGUCAGUGAGACCGGAUAUAUGGAAGGAAUAGUGCCCCAAGGGCCGGAUAAAGGCUAGAAAAGGGCCG